Penicillium taxi is the source of this 4413-nucleotide messenger RNA. Its product is annotated as ZEB2-regulated ABC transporter 1. Gene Ontology annotation, cellular component: membrane. The coding region runs from base 1 to 4413 and encodes 1470 amino acids. Gene Ontology annotation, molecular function: ATP binding; ATP hydrolysis activity; ABC-type transporter activity. NCBI's taxonomy places the organism in Eukaryota, Fungi, Ascomycota, Eurotiomycetes, Eurotiales, Aspergillaceae. The record is from RefSeq and is a predicted model, not a curated record. The transcript has 6 exons. Gene Ontology annotation, biological process: transmembrane transport.
AUGUCGACUGCUGCGGAUUCAGAUCCGUUGCAGGAAAAGGCCCAGUCCAUGACUGAAAAGACCCCGAGCGGAGAAAAUUCAGAAACUCAGAGAACACCAACGCCUACCGAGCACAGGCACUCUGCAGUGAAAGAUCUAACAGAUGAAUUUAUCCGCAAUAGUACUGAUGACUCUGACGGUAACCCUCUAUUCGGAAGCGAUGAUCUGGAAUCUCCCCUCAACUCAUCCGGUAGUAAGUUCAAUGCCCGCUCGUGGGCCACCAAUAUCGCUCGAGCUGCUCAGAAGGGUGGCCAGGACUUUCGCAGAAUCGGCUUAUGUUUCGAAGAUUUGAACGUUUUCGGCUACAUCACCGCGGCAGACUUUCAAAAGACUGUUGGGAAUAUAUGGCUGGCCUUGCCUGCAAUGAUCGCUCGUCGUCUUUGGCCUAGUGCGAGCACUUCUGGCCAAAGCCGAGUAGAUAUUCUCCGACAAUUUGACGGCCUUAUACAGCCCGGAGAAAUGUGCAUCGUACUGGGCCCACCAGGAUCCGGCUGCUCGUCGUUUCUCAAGGCGAUCUCAGGGGAACGGAACGGGAUAUACAUUGGCGAGAAUUCGUUCUUCAAUUACCAAGGAAUAACAGAUGAGGAAAUGCAUACAGCUCAUAGGGGUGAUACCAUUUACACCGCGGAGGUCGAUGUCCAUUUUCCUAUGUUAACAGUGGAAGAGACGUUAACAUUUGCCGCCCACGCGCGGUGUCCCAGGGAGCUGCCAGAGGGAAUCACGCGCACACAAUACUGCGAGCAUUACCGUGAUGUCGUGAUGGCCAUGUAUGGAAUCAGCCACACCAACCACACCAAAGUUGGAGACUCUUUUGUCCGUGGAGUCUCCGGAGGUGAGCGCAAACGUGUCACCAUUGCAGAGGCGACACUUUCGAACGCUCCAUUCCAAUGUUGGGAUAACUCGACUCGUGGCUUAGAUGCUGCUAAUGCGGUUGAAUUCUGUAAGACUCUCCGACUGCAGUCCGAGGUAUUCGGUCAGACCUGCGCGGUAUCAAUGUACCAAGCCCCACAGAGUGCCUACGACUUAUUCGACAAAGCUAUGGUUAUCUAUGAAGGGCAACAGAUCUUCUUUGGAUCUGCUUCUCAAGCCAAGGAUUACUUUAUCAAUCUCGGAUUCGAGUGUCCAGCUCGGCAAACAACGCCCGACUUUCUGACAUCCAUGGCAUUCCCAGCUGAACGCGUCGCUCGUGCCGGCUGCAACCCACCACGAAAGGCCGAGGAAUUUGCAGUUGCAUGGAAAAAAAGCAGAGAAUAUAAACUCCUUCAACAAGAGAUUGAAGAAUACAAGUCCAAGCACCCGAUCAAUGGUCCAGAUGCAGUGACUUAUCGAGAGCUGAAGAAGGGCCACCAGGCUAAGGGUCAGCGCCUGAACUCUCCAUUCACUUUGACAUACUCCCAGCAGGUGAGGCUCUGUAUGUGGCGAGGAUGGAGAAGAUUUUGGGCAGAUCCUUGGCCAUCAAUCUGGGUCAUGAUUGGAAAUGUCAUCAUGGCACUCAUAAUCUCGUCUCUGUUCUACAACAUGGGCCCGACGACAGCAUCGUUUUAUGGCCGGGCCGUCGUUCUUUUCAUGGCAAUUCUGUUCAAUGCAUUUGCCUCUAUUUUAGAGGUUAUGACUUUGUAUGCACAGCGGCCGAUUGUUGAGAAACAAGCCCGCUACGCGUUCUAUCACCCAUCAGCAGAAUCAUAUGCAUCAGUACUCGUGGAUUUGCCUAUGAAGAUCACAGGCUGCAUUUCCUUCAAUUUGGUGUUCUACUUCAUGACAAAUUUGAACCGGCAUCCAGGUAAUUUCUUCUUUUAUCUCAUGGUGGUCUUUUCAAUUGUUUUAGCCAUGUCUGGAAUCUUUAGAUUCAUCGGCGCGUUUUCCCGAACAGAGCAGCAGGCAAUGGUUCCAGCUUCGAUUCUGAUGCUUGCCCUGCUUGUAUUCACAGGAUUUGUCGUCCCAAUUCGCUACAUGUUGUCAUGGUGCCGAUGGAUUAAUUACCUCAAUCCUGUCGCAUAUGGCUAUGAAGCGCUGAUGGUCAACGAGUACCAUGGCCGAAACUUCACUUGUUCAUCGUACAUCCCCAGUUACGGGAUUCCCGGUACCAAGAACGUCGCAUGCGACGCAAUUGGCGCUGUGCCCGGUGAGCCCCAUGUCAAUGGUGAUGCGUAUAUCAACUCCGCCUACAGCUAUGACAACGUUCAUAAAUGGCGCAACUUUGGUAUCAUUAUCGCAAUGAUAAUCUUCAACCAUCUGGUCUACUUCCUGGCUAGUGAGUACGUGACCGCAAAGAAGUCUAAGGGAGAAGUCCUGGUCUUCCGUCGAGGCUUCGUCCCCAAAGGUCCUACCAAAAGCACCCAAGACAUCGAGGGAUCUCUUUCGGGUCCUGUUGCAACUGUCUUGGAGAGCUCAAGCAACGAUUACGGCUCUACAAAGGAAGGAGCUUUUCAGGGUUCAGAAGGUGUGUUUCACUGGAGCAACAUAUGCUAUGACAUCAAGAUCAAGGACAAGCCUCGGCGUAUUCUCAACAAUGUCGAUGGUUGGGUGAAGCCAGGUACUUUGACAGCUCUCAUGGGCGUUUCUGGCGCUGGUAAAACAACACUCUUGGAUUGUCUUGCGGACCGCACCGGUGGCCUGGGUGUUCUCACAGGGGAGAUGCUGGUUGACGGAAAACCUCGGGAUAAGAGCUUCCAGCGCAAGACAGGCUACGCGCAACAGCAGGAUUUGCAUCUUGAAUCAAGUACCGUCCGAGAGGCUCUAGAAUUCUCUGCCCUUCUACGGCAGCCGGAAAGUACCCCAAAGGCCGAAAAGUUGGCUUAUGUCGAUGAAGUGAUCCAGCUCCUUGAUAUGGAGGAGUAUGCGGACGCUAUUGUUGGCGAGCCAGGUGAAGGCCUCAACGUUGAGCAACGCAAGCGUCUAACUAUUGGAAUUGAACUGGCCGCAAAACCACCGCUGUUACUUUUCAUCGACGAGCCUACCUCAGGCCUUGACUCACAAACAAGUUGGGCCAUUCUUGAUCUGCUUACCAAACUCUCCAAAGCUGGUCAAUCAAUUCUUUGUACGAUUCAUCAGCCCUCUGCCAUGUUGUUCCAGCGAUUUGACCGCCUUCUCCUCCUCUCAGGAGGUGGUAAAACGGUUUAUUUUGGUGACAUUGGCGAAAAUUCAAACACACUAACCAGUUACUUCGAGCACAACGGCGCCAAACCCUGUCCACCUGGUGCAAAUCCAGGAGAGUGGAUGCUUGAGGCUAUUGGAGCAGCACCUGGCAGCGAUUCUACAAUUGACUGGCACGAAAAAUGGCGUUCCAGCCCCGAAUACCGCAGCAUCCACAACGAGCUAGAUCAGCUCCGAGAAAAGAGAUCAUCGGUGUCGUCGAAAACCGAGGUUGAUCCAACUGUGUAUAACGAAUUUGCAACAUCCCUUUAUUUCCAGUUCCUCGUGGUUACAAAGCGCGCAUUCCAACACACAUGGCGCACUCCCUCAUACAUCUACUCCAAGCUUCUCCUCUGCAUCGUUACCAGCUUAUUCCUUGGACUUGUCUUCCUUAACUCUCCUCUGAGCAUUCAGGGCCUGCAAAAUCAGAUGUUUGCUAUCUUCGAGCUGAUGAGUAUUGUUGGGCAGCUUGUGGACCAGCAAUUUCCUCAGUUUAUCGCGCAACGCUCAUUAUAUGAGGCCCGAGAGAGGCCUUCCAAAGCUUACAGCUGGAAAGUGUUCAUGGUGAGCCAGAUUCUUUCAGAGAUCCCUUGGUACACGCUUGCUUCAGUAUUUAUGUGGGCGCUUUUCUACUACCCGAUUGGCUUUUACAAAAAUGCCGAAGCUGCUGAACAGGGCACUGAAAGAGGCGCACUGAUGUGGCUUCUUGUCUGGGUGUUCUUAAUGUGGGUUUCUACAUUUGCACACUUCUGCAUCUCAUUCGCCGGCUCAACCGACGAUGCCGGAAACAUAGCCAACUUCAUGUUUGUUUUGGCCUUUUUCUUUUGCGGUGUCUUGGCCUCCCCGGAUCAGAUGCCUCGGUUCUGGAUCUUUCUCUACCGCGCCUCGCCAUUGUCGUAUUAUGUCUCCGCAGUUCUCUCAACGGGUCUGGCCAAUGUCAAUGUGACUUGUGCUACCAACGAGUUCACCACUGUCAACCCGCCUCAAGGCCAGACAUGUGGUGACUACAUGUCGCAGCAUAUUUCGGAGGCAGGCGGGUAUCUUCUGGACAUGAACGCCACGAGCAACUGCCAGUUCUGCAAGGUGAAGGAAACAAACGUGUACCUGGCUGCUAUUCACUCUGAUUAUGGCACUCGGUGGCGGAACUUUGGUAUCAUGUGGGCCUAUGUCGCUUUUAAUAUUGCAGCGGCGUUAGUCUUGUACUGGGUGGCGCGAAUGCCGAAGGGUAAGAACAAGCUGUAG